AGAAACAACUUGGCUCGACUGAGAAAGGGAAAGAGAGAAAAAGAAAGUCCAUUAGCUACAGAAAACAAAGAAAAAUUACAGGUAAAAAGAAAUAUGGAGAUUGAAGAAAUGAGCAGCUCUGAGGCACUGCCCCUUCUGUCGUUGAAUCAUGUGUCAUUGUCCUGUAGAUCUGUCUGGGCUUCUACCUAUUUCUAUGAAGAAGUUUUGGGCUUUGUUCAAAUCAAACGACCUUCUUCUUUGAAGUUUAAUGGAGCUUGGUUGUACAAUUACGGCGUCGGAAAACAAAUACAUUUGAUUGAGAAUAUAGCCCUUGAAGAAUUUGAUCCUAUUAUUGAACCACGUCCUAUUAAUACCAAGGAUAAUCACAUCUCUUUCCAGUGCACAGAUAUAGGGGUUGUGAAGAGGAGGUUGCAAGGAUUGGGAAUAAGGUAUGUGACAGCAACUAUUGAUGAUGAUGAUGGGAAUAGAGUGGAUCAAAUUUUCUUCCAUGACCCAGAUGGGUACAUGAUUGAAAUAUGCAAUUGUGAAAAUAUCCCAAUCACUCCAAUUUCUUCUCGCUUUUUCAACUUCAACCCUAGAAGUAUGAGAAGCUUCAAGAGGGCAGUAUCCAACAUAGAGAAUGUAUUGAUUGGAAGCUUUUUUAAAAUAUUAAAGUGGGUAUUUAAGAAGUCAUUCAAUUUUUUAACGUAUCUCUUAGUUCUUCCUAGGUAAUUUAAGUUCAUUUAAGUGUCUUUUUAAGUAAAAAAAAGAGUAUUUUACUUAGUUUAGCUAGGAGUCCAUUGAUUAGGUUUUCCUGAUAUUGAUUCUUUUUGUUCUUUGCCAAUAUGUAAGAGAAGAACCAUAAGUUUUUGUUCCUUUUAGUAAUACAUCUCUCUUAGGAGUUUUAUUUUAUUAAGUUGUUUUUCUUUCUUA
Molecule: messenger RNA, 912 nt
Organism: Jatropha curcas
Lineage: Eukaryota; Viridiplantae; Streptophyta; Magnoliopsida; Malpighiales; Euphorbiaceae
Product: glyoxylase I 4
Source: RefSeq, a predicted model, not a curated record